Messenger RNA from Suillus fuscotomentosus, 204 nucleotides. RefSeq lists its product as uncharacterized. The annotation marks the transcript as partial. NCBI's taxonomy places the organism in Eukaryota, Fungi, Basidiomycota, Agaricomycetes, Boletales, Suillaceae. The transcript is spliced from 2 exons. The record is from RefSeq and is a predicted model, not a curated record.
CGCCCACCACAAGCUGGGCUCAAGCCUGAGGGCUUCUGGGUCAUCAUCGUUGGGCAAGAAGUCGGUGUAUUUUACUGUUGGUCAGUGGCUGAUGUUGCGGAACGAACACAUUUUGUUAGCGGGAGUAUUCAGAAACGAUACCCAUCUUUCCAGCAAGCUCUUCACGCAUACACCGUCAAGUAUAACGAACGCAGCGUCCAUGCA